AGAAGCGUUUCUCUGGGUUAAUGAAACUCGCCCAUAUUAUCGGUCUGGUCCAUGGAAUGGCCAGAUUUUUAUUGGGUCGCCCUUUAUGUCAAGUGGAUAUCUAUAUGGAUGUAGUGUGGUGAAUGAAGAAGAUGGAACCUUUUAAUCUUACUUAUAAUUUCCCAAAUCAAUCUUACUUUGGAAUCUUGACCUUGAAUCCACAGGGCCAACUUGCAUGGGUAUGGUGGAACCACGAAAAGUUAGGAAGUAGGGGUGUGUCGGAAUCAACUUCUUGUGAUCCUUAUGGCUAUUGUGGGGCAUUUGGAAGCUGCAAUUGGAAGAGCUCACCAUUAUGCAGCUGCUUGAGUGGAUAUGAACCAAAAAAUGUACAAGAGUGGAAUAGAAAAAAUUGGACUAGUGGGUGUGUAAGGAAGGAGCCAAUUCAAUGUGGGAGACUAAAAAAUGGAAGUGUAGUCAGCAAAGAUGGGUUUUUGAAACUUGAGAAUAUGAAAGUGCCAGACUUUGUAGAGAGGUCAGAAUCUUUGGAAGAUGAGUGCAGAGCACAGUGCCUUGGAAAUUGCUUUUGUGUUGCAUAUGCAUAUGACAGGGGCAUUGGGUGCAUGUUUUGGAGCAGAGAUUUGAUCGACACACAGAAAUUUUCAAGUGGUGGAGUUGAUCUUUACAUUCGUCUGCCCCCUUCAGAACUCGAAAAACAUUCUUUAUUUAAAAGAAAACACAAGACAUUGAUAGUUCCAGUUGGAGUGACUAUAGGAAUGAUUACCUUGGUUGGCUGUGCUUAUCUCUUGUGGAAAUGGACCGCUAAAUCAAUAGGAAAAAUAUACUUAAAAAGGCCGAAAAUGAAAGAGGAUCAGGAACAAGUCAAACUCAAUGACGAGGUACCGCUUUUUAAUUUUGACGAGCUGGCAAAAGCUACCAACAAUUUUAACACAACCCACGUACUUGGUCAAGGAGGCUUUGGUUUAGUAUAUAAGGGACAGUUGAAAGGUGGACAAGAAAUAGCAGUAAAAAGACUUUCAAAAACAUCUGGGCAAGGGUUAGAAGAAUGUAUGAACGAGGUAUUAGUGAUUUCAAAGCUUCAACAUCGCAAUCUUGUGAGACUUCUUGGCUGCUGUAUUCAACAUGAGGAAAAUAUGUUGAUAUAUGAGUACAUGCCUAACAAGAGUUUGGACGUAAUACUAUUUGAUCCAGUAAGAAAAAGGGAUCUAGAUUGGCCAAAACGCUUCAAUAUAAUUGAAGGAAUCUCCCGAGGUUUGCUUUAUCUCCACAGAGAUUCUAGACUAAAAAUUAUACAUAGAGAUUUAAAGCUUAGUAACAUCUUGUUGGAUGGAGAGCUAAAUCCAAAAAUAUCAGACUUUGGUCUGGCUAGAAUCUUUGGAGGCAAUGAUAUACAAGCUAAUACUAAAAGGAUUGUUGGAACGUUCGGCUAUAUCCCUCCAGAAUAUGCAUUUCGAGGAUUGUUUUCAGAGAAAUCUGAUGUUUUUAGCUUUGGAGUCUUGUUGCUGGAGAUUAUUAGUGGGAGAAAAAUCAGUAGCUAUUAUGAUAAUGACCACUCAUUGAGUCUCUUAGGAUUCGCUUGGAAAUUAUGGAAUGAAAAGAACAUCUCAUCUCUGAUAGACCCAGAGAUAUGCAAUCCAAAUAAUGUGAAUGACAUAGUGAGAUGCAUGCACAUUGGGCUUCUGUGUUUGCAAGAGCUUGCAAAAGAGAGGCCAACUGUGGCUAUAGUAGUUUCAAUGCUUAAUAGCGAGAUCGUUAAUCUUCCUCCCCCAUCCCACCCCCCAUUCAUCGAAAAGCAAAUUAUAUGGUGUGCAGAGUCAUCUCAGCAGAAUCUCAGAACGUCCUCCAUCAACAAUGUUACUGUCACAGACAUGCAAGGAAGGUAG
This is a messenger RNA of Abrus precatorius (Indian licorice), 1880 nucleotides long. Its product is annotated as G-type lectin S-receptor-like serine/threonine-protein kinase At1g11330. Gene Ontology annotation, molecular function: protein kinase activity; ATP binding. The record is from RefSeq and is a predicted model, not a curated record. Lineage: Eukaryota; Viridiplantae; Streptophyta; Magnoliopsida; Fabales; Fabaceae. Bases 123 to 1880 code for a protein of 585 amino acids. Gene Ontology annotation, biological process: protein phosphorylation; recognition of pollen. The transcript has 7 exons.